Brienomyrus brachyistius is the source of this 2608-nucleotide messenger RNA. RefSeq names its product polymeric immunoglobulin receptor-like. Lineage: Eukaryota; Metazoa; Chordata; Actinopteri; Osteoglossiformes; Mormyridae. The record is from RefSeq and is a predicted model, not a curated record. Bases 704 to 2260 code for a protein of 518 amino acids. The transcript has 14 exons.
CAACGAGGAGGGUAGGCGGAGUCAUGACAGAGGCGCUCACCCUGGCCAGGAGCCAUGGCAACGAGGAGGGUAGGCGGAGUCAUGACAGAGGCGCUCACCCUGGCCAGGAGCCAUGGCAACGAGGAGGACAACAAAUACACAGAAAAUGUAUCACUGCACAAACAAGCUCUCUCAAAGAUGAUAUCCUUUGAUAGAAUGUACAGGGGCUCACAGUUCUUCAUUUCAUGCUUUAACUUUUGAAGUUACCAAAAAAUACCUGUGACUCACAUGUAUGACAGGAAACCAAGCAAGAUAAAGAAUUUUUAAAAAUCCACUUUGGCUGCACCUGCAGUUCAUUUAAGAACAAUGAGACAUCGACAGUAAACAGUGACGGAUUUUGAUGCCUUACUGUCAGAAGCCCGUCUUCUGUUGGUCUUGCUGUGGUUCAUCAAUGUCCCUCUGUGUCUUUGAUGUAUGCUGGAAUUAGAUAUCUGACUCAUACAUCUGCCAUCCCAGCACUGCUGAGUGCUGGUUUUGAAUGUGGCCAUAACUGUGUCUGUGUGCAGUUUGCAGGCUUCCUCUGUUCACAUGGCAUUUCUCCACCUUCCAGUGCCCUGCAAUGGACUGACGUGCUGUUGAAGAAACGACAGAGACAGUGAAGGUACAGAGGAUGAGGAAGUGAGUGUCAGUCUCCACAGAUCUGGGCUCAGUGACACACACACAUAUGGAUCCUCUGAUGCUCCUGUUUCUCCUCAUUGCUGGGCUCACAGGUGCUGACAGUGUGUCCACAGGUGGAUGGGUGACUGUUCGCAGUGGAAGAUCUGUCACCAUUCCAUGUUUCUAUGGUGACAGAUAUAAAACUCAUGUGAAAAAAUGGUGCAGAGGGUAUAAUGUGAGGUCAUGUACUCCCAUAGUACACACUGACUCUCCACAGGAGGGUAAAGUGUCAAUCAGAGAUGAUCCUGACCAGCGAGUCUUCACUGUGACCAUCAACAAUUUGACAGCUGGGGACUCUGGUUGGUUCUCAUGCUUUGUAAAUAUCAGUGGAGGUUCAGAUGUUCGAGAUUGGGUUUACCUGUCAGUAACUGAAGGUGUGUCCACACUGAGACGAGUGUCUGUACAGAGAGGAGGAUCUGUCACCAUCUCAUGUUUAUAUGGUGACAGAUAUAAAACUCAUGUGAAAUACUGGUGCAGAGGGUAUAAUGUGAGGUCAUGUACUCCCAUAGUACACACUGACUCUCCACAGGAGGGUAAAGUGUCAGUCAGAGAUGAUCCUGACCAGCAAGUCUUCACUGUGACCAUCAACAAUCUGACAGCUGAAGACUCUGAUAGGUACUGGUGUGGUGUGAAGAUCAGUGGAGCCUCAGAUGUUGGAGAUCGAGUUAACCUGUCAGUCACUGAUGGUCCUCCAGGGCUGUCAGUGGAGAAACAGGAGGUGACGGGUGUGGAUGGAGACAGUGUCAGUGUUCAGUGUUACUAUGGAAACAACAGAAGACAUAGGAUGUGGUGUAAGAUUGGGGGCUGCUGUGCAUCAGAGAGAUCAGUGAGUUUGGAUGGGAGGCCUGUCCUGAUCAGGGAUGACACAGUAAAUAAAGUCUUCAGUGUGACAAUGAGUGGGCUGGAGAGGAAGGACACUGGCUGGUAUUGGUGUGCUGCUGGAAUCCUGCAGAUCCCAGUUCAUAUUACUGUUAGACAAGGAGGGGAUAAUGAAAAACGGAGCUCUUUGGUCCAGCUGGCUCUGUAUGUAGGACUGAGCUUAUUGGUGCUGCUGUUGGUCAUCAUCAUCACAUGGAAAGUGCGGGACAAACACAAGAAAAAUGUGGCUGGGGGCCAAAAUGUAGGAAGGACAGCACGGAAGGACGGCAGAUCUUUCGGACGCUCGGACCUGCGGAGAUGUAUGAAGACGCUGUUUCGCUCCUGGGUUCUCACUUCGCAGCUCCAAAAAGUGUCAUCCUGUGGCAGAUUCUUUUUCGCCGAAGGCGACAGCAGCCGGCUGAACCCAGACCCUGAAUAUGCAGUAAUAGACAGAACUGGCAUCAGUGAGGGAGACCCCCCAGGACAGACCUCUAUGGAGCCUGGUGCUGAUGUCACCUACAGCUCCAUUGUCCUGCCAGAGGUGUCCUCAGGAUGUUCUUCACACUGUCCUGCUGUGAACCCAGCAAGCGAUGUGGUCUACAGCUCAGUCACCCUGAAGCACAGAGAGGGGGCAGCAACAGAGGCACUGCUCUACAUGUGGGGAGCUGCUGCCCAGGAUGAGAGGGACACGCAGAUACUCCAGUGAUGGGGAGGGAUCAUCACCAUGGAGGAGAAUCUUACAGUGAUGUGAGCUGUAUUUAAAUGGCAUGCAGCAAUGUCAUGUUACAGUGUGACAGUAAGAAUCAGCCAGUGAGAAACAGACAUUCGUGGCUGUUGUACAUUUUUACCGUGAUCAAGACGCCAUUUGCUGCACUUGUACGUCGCUUUGGAGAAAAACUUUUGCUAAAUAAGAUAAAUGUAAAUGUGAGGUUUUAUUCUGGUGGUCUGUGAAAUGUCACUUUUAUAUUAAUGGAGAAAAUAUCAUUAGCAGUAUUAGUUUAUUUGUAUAAUAUAAAAUGUCUAUUAUCAUAAUAUACAGUAUUUUGAGAAAGUA